AUGCCAGUGGAGCAGCAGUGCUACCCCGGGCAGCUUGUGACACAGGGCAGCUCCCGCCUGCGUCUCCCAGGGUCAGCAGCCAGGGCGGGGGGCAAGCCGCAACGCCCAGCACCCUGCGCCAAUCAGGGGCAGGCCCAGGCGGCGACGCCUGGCCUGGUCUCCUCCCCCAGCCGCUUUGUGCAAUGUAAGGCAGAGCUGCUGGUUUGCAGGCGCUCGCCGGUUCCUGGAACGCGGCGUAUUACAGCGGCCGGCUGCACCUAUAGCCUGAGCCUGCUUCGCUUCCUGUCCCGGCAGCCGCCAGCACCAGCCGCCUUCCUCGGCCCCCUACCGCCACAGCACCCCAUGGAGAAGGCUGAGGACGAGCCCCAGGGCUUCCUGCCGCCCUUCGAGCACUUCGCCACUCAGGCCAUCCACGUGGGGCAGGAGCCAGAGCAAUGGACCUCCAUGGCCGUCGUGCCCCCCAUCUCUCUCUCCACCACCUUCAAGCAGCAGGCGCCCGGCCAGCACCGCGGUUUUGAAUAUAGCCGUAGUGGAAAUCCUACUCGGAAUUGCCUGGAAAAGGCUGUAGCCGCACUGGAUGGAGCCAAAUACUGUUUAGCUUAUGCUUCAGGCUUAGCGGCUACUAUGAAUAUUGCACAUUUGUUAAAAAUGGGAGACACUGUUAUCUGUAUGGAUGAUGUUUAUGGAGGUAAGUGAGCACAAAUAUAUGUUGGGUCUU
Messenger RNA from Chelonoidis abingdonii (Abingdon island giant tortoise), 718 nucleotides. NCBI's taxonomy places the organism in Eukaryota, Metazoa, Chordata, Testudines, Testudinidae. The record is from RefSeq and is a predicted model, not a curated record.